This is a messenger RNA of Puccinia triticina, 531 nucleotides long. RefSeq lists its product as uncharacterized. The transcript has a single exon. Bases 1 to 531 code for a protein of 176 amino acids. NCBI's taxonomy places the organism in Eukaryota, Fungi, Basidiomycota, Pucciniomycetes, Pucciniales, Pucciniaceae. The record is from RefSeq and is a predicted model, not a curated record.
AUGAAGUUCAUGUAUCGAAGUAUGGCUGCGCAGUGCAAGCCAAACCAGCCUGGCUUGGACCAGAUCUUCACGAUAUACCUCAAACGAGAUUCUGAUGGAUCUGAUCUGAAGGAAAACAACAUUUCGUUCUGUGGAGUUCAAGCUAAAAACCGCCCGCCCGAAACCAACAUGGACGCUUUAAUACAAGACAGCAAUCAUAAGUACACAGAUCUUUCCGCGGGCGUUAAAAUCCAAGAGACGAAUCCCUAUCUGAUCCUAUUCAUGAACUUGAACACUACUGAAACCCGUAUAUCGACUCUACCUCCUCUUCGGACCAGAGUUACUCGCAAUUCGUCCAGCUCAACAGAUGAUCGACGUGCCUCUCUCGUAUUUCAUGGCUUAGAUAAAAUUGCCUGUCUUAACAAUAACAAGGAGCUGAUUGAUGCAUUGAAAGAAUUGAUCAACACUGAGCCGGAGGUCAUAAAGCUUAAAUCUAAGGAAAGCGGAAAACUAUUCAGCAAGAUAAUUAACCCAUGUCAAUAUCAAGAUUAG